UGCCUCCUCCCCUCGUUCCCAAUUCACAACUCUCGCAGCUCAAAGCAUCUCAGACCAUCUACACAUUACCAUCAUCUCCUCCAAAUCCUUAGGCAAGGCAAGUUCUUUUCCCAAGCACAACAACUCAAAUGGCUCGCUUCGCCGUUGUCGCCGCAAUCGUGGCCCUCUUCGCCGUUACCGCCGCUGCGCAGGCACCUGGAGCGGCACCCAUCCCGGCGCCCAAGAUGGCUCCGCUCCCGGCUCCCCCGGCGAGGUCCCCGGCCACCGCCCCUGCGCCGGUCGCUACCCCGCCCACCGCCGCGGCGCCGUCGUCCCCGCUCGCGUCUCCCCCGGCGCCGCCCACCGACGCCCCGACCGGCGCUCCCUCGGCGGUGACACCCUCCGCCGUCUCCGCCACCCCUGCCGGCGCCCCGAGCGACACCCCCGCGAGCUCCGCCGUGUACACCUCCGCCGCCAGCUUCGUCGCCGUCGCCGGUGCCGUCGCUGCCGCCAUCGUGUUCUAGAUGGAGCGAGGAUCUUGGAGUUGAGAUGAUGAGAUCUUCCGUCGACCGCGGCGCUGGGACUCUGCUCCUCUAGUAGCGUUGUUUUAUACUACAAAUGAUUCUUUUUUUUUUGAGAUUUUGGGGAGUGAGUUAUUCAUGUGACACUGCGGUGUCACUGUCCUGUUACACAUUCACCCAGAUUGUUAGCAAUGGAAUUCUUUCAUUUGUUACCUGAA
Molecule: messenger RNA, 718 nt
Organism: Brachypodium distachyon (stiff brome)
Lineage: Eukaryota; Viridiplantae; Streptophyta; Magnoliopsida; Poales; Poaceae
Product: arabinogalactan protein 1
Exons: 1
Coding region: 129-503 (124 amino acids)
Source: RefSeq, a predicted model, not a curated record